UUCGGUCUCGUUCCUCCACACAUUCCCAGAAGCAGAAGAAGCCGUGCUGCAGUGUUGCUGAUUGAUGAGCUGAGCUCUCCGACUCUACUAAUCAUCUUUACAUUCCAAUAUUUCUGACAGGGUUUUACCCCCACAGUUCCAUCUGAUCCGUUGUGGGUGUAUUUGAGGUGGUUAACUGCGUUCUGCUGUAAAGCUCAAGAUAGAAGCUCUGUCCUGUCGAAACAGUCAAGUAGAAAUUUACUUCUGGAAGACCCUCAGAAUGAAGUCAGUUGAAAUUAAAUGUGAGGAUCUGGACCCAACCGAGAGUCCCGGUGGUCUCCAGAGCUCACACGCUUCCUUCCAGAUGAACAGCUCUUGCGUACAGGCGCAGAAGGACCUUCACCAGUGCGCGCAGUGUGGAAAGCGCUUUAGUCAAAAGUGCAACCUCAAACAGCACCAGCAUAUUCACACUGGGGAAAAGCCGUACGAGUGCCCGCACUGCGACAAGAGGUUCAGUCUGAAGAGCACGCUGAAGCAACACCAGCGAACGCACACUGGGGAGAAGCCGUACCAGUGCCUCGACUGCGGGAAGCGCUUUUCACAGACCACACACCUUCAGCAGCACCUGCGCAUUCACACCGGAGAUAAACCGUACUGCUGCUUAGAGUGUGGUAAAAGCUUCAGCCGAGUGGGCACGCUGCAGGUUCACCAGCGCCUCCACACCGGGGAGAGGCCUUACUACUGCUCGCAGUGCGGGAAGAGCUUUAGCGAGAGAGGUACCCUCGUCCAGCACCUCCGGAUCCACACCGGAGAGAAGCCCUACCAGUGUUCACAGUGCGAGAAGAGCUUUGUCGGGAAGAGUAAUCUCAAACAGCACCAGAGGAUUCACUCGGGGGAGAAGCCGUACCCGUGCUCGUACUGCGGGAAGAGGUUCACGCAGAGGGGGAACCUCCGGAAGCACCUGCGCAUUCACACCGGAGACAGACCGUUUCAGUGUGUCGAGUGCGGGAAGAGCUUCACGCAAGCGAACGACCUCCAGCUCCACCAGCACAUUCACACGGGGGAGAAGCCGUACUACUGCUCGGCCUGCGGGAAAAGCUUCACCAGCUACAGCAACUUCCAGCAGCACCAGCGCAUCCACACGGGAGAGAAGCCGUACCGGUGCCCGCGGUGCGGGAAGAGCUUCAACCGGAAGACUAACUUCAGACAACAUCUGCGGAUCCACACGGGGGAGAAGCCAUACCGCUGCCCUCAGUGUGGGAAGAGCUUUAGUCAGAAGAGUCACGUCAAUCGACACCAGCGCAUCCACACGGGGGAGAAGCCAUACCCAUGCCCUGAGUGCGGGAAGAGGUUCACCUGCCAGAGUCACCUCCAGCGGCACCAGCGCAUCCACGCGGGAGAGAAGCCGCACCAGUGCUCGCACUGCGAGAAAAGUUUCAGCGAAAAAGGGCUCCUAGUCAAUCACCUGCGCGUUCACACUGGAGAGAAGCCGUAUCAGUGCGGGGAGUGCGGCGUGAGCUUCACACAGAGGAGCAACCUCCACAAACACCAGCGCAUUCACACCGGGGACAAACCAUACCUCUGCCUGGUGUGUGGGAAGAGCUUCACGCAGAAGUCAACGCUGGAAAUCCAUCAGCGCAGUCACACUGGAGAGAAGCCGUAUUACUGCUCUUACUGCUCCGUCAACUUCAGUACCCUGAGUAACCUCCGGACUCACCAGCGCAUUCACACAGGGGAUAGACCGCGCUGCUCUGAGUGCGGCAAGAGCUUUAGGACGCACAGGAACUUCAAGCAGCACAAACACGUGUACGGCACAGAGACCCGCGACGUGCUGCAGCGCUCCACAGGAAGUGUGGGAGUUAACUAGCCGUAUUCAAAAUGGCAUAUUUUUAUUAACAAUAACCACUUCAUCAAAACAUUUUUCAUUGUACUGUUGAUGACGUGGCCUCAAAAAGUAUUUUUUAACACUCAAAGCAUAUGUAGAAAUGUACAGAUUUCACAAGAAACAUCAAACCACUUUCAAACCAAAUGUUCAAGCAGAACUUUUCUCUGAAAUUAUUAUUUUUUUUAAAUAGAGAUUAAAAUAAUAGAUCUGGUUGUAAUUAGAUCAUUUAAACGUAGGUGCACUAUGUUUAAUAGACGGGACAGUGGGGAAGGGGAGUGCCAUCACUUUGACCCUCUGGAAAAGAAUAGUGUUCACACACCAUCACAUUCACUCCAUUAACACAACAGAAGAGCGUUGACCAAAUCAUCCAGACCUCAGGACUCUGAACCCCAUUGACCACACGAACCCCAGUUACCCCGCCACUUGCACUUGGUUUUUAAGUGAGAAAACUAAUGUUAUAAGGGACGGGUAACAUUAAAUUACUCAUACAGUAUGUCCCCUACAUAAAAACAUUUAAGUUACAAACUUUCACAACAUAUGUUAGUGCAUGUUAUUUAUUUGUUAUUUUAUUUGACAUUAGGGACAUUGGACACUAAUCCACAUACAGUGGAACCUCAGAUUACGAGUAACGCGGUUUACGAGCAAAGAUUUUUAAUAAAUUUUGACUUGAAAAACGAUCAUUGUCUCGAGUAUCAUGUAUCAGCCAUGCACUUCUUGUUUUGAUUCCAAAGUGUGACUAACGAUGGUCCCUGCUAAUUUUCCCGAUAAAACAGUCUCGCCGUUAAUGUGGUGUGUGUGUGUGUGCACGCACAUUACACACAAACACAGCGCCUGCAUGCACAAACGGAAACACUUAUCUGUCUGGAUUUAUUUUUACUUUUUUUUAAGGUAAAGAGCAGGUUUUCUUUUUUUUACUUUAUAUUUAGUAUUAAUUAUUCUUUGGUAUUUACUUUUCCGGAAUGAAUAGUGCUCGUAAUCCAAGGUUUCACUGUAUUUGUAAAUGUUUCCAAACGGCUGUCUGUCUUCUGCAGUCCCUGAACAAUAAAAUGUCUACCCGAUCUGUUCUAUCACAGAAGUUAAACUGUGUAUAGCUAAUUGUGUUAGUAUCCUAGUGACUAGAUGAACCCGUUCAUAUGUAGGGGACAAACUGUAGUCAGUUUACAGUCGGUUGUGGAGCUGGUAAAUAAAGUUAAGGUAUAAAACUCAACUUAUAAAAAACUUUGUGUUUAAAAAUGUUUAAGCUCCUAAAAUUUUUAUAAAAUUGGGAAAAAAUGUAAUAUUGAAUCGAAACAGUUAUAAAAUACUCACUCACUCACUCACUCAUCUUCUAUACCGCUUUAUUCUGUAUUCAGGGUCGCGGGGACCUGGAGCCUAUCCCAGGAGGCUUAGGGCACGAGGCAGGGUACACCCUGGACAGGGUGCCAAUCCAUCGCAGGGCAGUUAUAAAAUUUUUACCCUUUAAAUAUAUUUACACAAUGGCAAUUUUAAUGGAAUCAGCACCAAAGUAUUAUGUUAUCAUAUCAGGAGAUGACUGGGCCCCUAGAAACUAAAUGAAUAAAAGAAUGUUCCUGAUAAUGCUAAUAGAGCAAUGAAAUCUUGUCUUGUUUCUGUAAAUUAAAAAAUAAAUGUGAUGUCUGAGAUUUUGGUGAUAAAUCUGACUGAGAGUCAUCUUGUGUAUCAGUUACCUGAAGUAGGUAAAGAACUGUUAGCAGUUUGAAGUGAUUUCUUCUUUAAAGCGGGCCUUUACGUUUAGCGUGCCUGUUCAUGUGUGGUGUAGAGACGAACAGCAACAUACUUUGAAGAUGAAAAGCCUGAGUACACACUGUCUGGAUGAAACAGAAAUUUACACUCUUGGAUUUCACUUAGUCACCCUAAGAUGGUUCUGAAAUUCCUCAUGCUGUAAGAACCGCUCUUUCACACUCAGGCUCAGGAGGAGGCUCAGUCUGGACUCGGCAGAUCACGUGUGUUAUGACUGGCGGCGUAAAAGAUUAGAAGUGGAGAUCACAGAGGGGUGCUUUUGCAGGCGGCCGGGAGGACUCCUCCCAUUCUGAAGUAGUGUGGUGCUUUCUCAACCACAAAAUAAUCUCUCUGGGUUAGGAGGCCCUUCAGGCGGCUCUGGAAGCACCAAGACCACAGCUGCAGAUGGAUCAGGUCGGCUGGGCGAUAAGGGGUUUGUGCUGCUGGACACAGGGGAACCCUAGUACUACUUUAAAUCCUGGUAGGCGGAAUGGCAGAAAUGAGCCUUAGUGUGACUGGGGCCGUCUGGUGGGUUAUGGGGUCCAACUUAAACAACUGGCUGUCUGGAAAUGCCACUGCGGUUGAGAAAGGAAGCAGGUUAUUGGGAAUGCCCAGCCCCGGCACUAGCUUCCAAUCUAUAAAAUUACUCAGGGCUCCCAAAUCAAUAAAUGCCUCUAAGUGGACCUUCUGUGCCCAACUCCAGAAAGUGUGUCUGGCAGGAAGAGCCCUGCGCGAUGGCAUUACGGAUUUUGGGCCGCUACUGAAGUUAAUGUUGCACAAUCAUGGCCUUAUUUGAAGGGUUGUUCAUACAGGAUGAGGCGCCUCUUAUACCUACUGCACUUCACUAAAAUGUUGGUGUUCAAAAAUUCCCACCUGAAAAAGCUCUUCCGGGCAGGUUACAAUAAUGCAGAUUAAUACUAAUAAUAUAUCAAUAAGACUGUUCAGACUGUUCAUCUGGCUAACGUGUGCUAGCUAACUUCGCUGAUUAGCCUACAUGUGAAUUUUUAACAGCAUCACCCUUAUUUUUCAUCUGGAAUUAAUUCAAACUGUGGUGUUCAUGAAGGUGUGAGAGCCCAGGUGUGUUACGUUUUACUACAGUAUAAGGAAGUCACAAUAAAGUUCCUAAUCACAAUUGCUCACUUUUUUACUUUUACAUCCAGUACUUAAGUACAUUUAUCCAUUCAGUAUCAGAAGAUUACUUCUGAUAUUUUAAGAGUUUCACUCAAGUGACUGGAACUUCUACCCCAAGUCAUUUUUCUGGUAAGAUUUAUUUAUAUUUAUUAAUAGAUAAAAUAAUGAUCACAGUCUGGAAACAACAGGUGCACUAGCCUUACCUCUGUAGUCUGCAUUUCAGGGUUCCUCAAUAUCAGGUGCAGUAUUACUCGUCACUGUUACUAUGUACAAUUAUAGGGGGCAGUGGUGGCUCAGAGGGUUAAGGCACUGAGUUACUGUAUCAUGGAUGACCCUGAACUCUGACCUCAGUUACACUGGAACAUGUGAAGAAGGAAUUUCACUGUGCAGUAAUGUUUAUGUGACAAAUAACGACUUCUACUGUACAGAAUCAGAAUCUGAUCUGGUUCUGUCAUUCUUAUUGACAGAACUGUUGCAUUAUUGGCUGUUGCAUUUUACUUUCUGUUUAUCUUAUGCUUACUUUGUGAGGUUUUAUUUUUACUUUAUUUAUUAAUUCAUUUCAUUACUUCUUAUAUUUUAAUAUUUUUUAUGCUUUUGGAGCUGUUUCUGUAGUUUUGUCUCACAAAAACGUCAUUCGGGAUUAAUAAAGUUCUAUCUCAUCUAAUUAUCUUCAAAGUUUACAUCCAUUCAGAU
This is a messenger RNA of Clarias gariepinus (North African catfish), 5425 nucleotides long. Its product is annotated as gastrula zinc finger protein XlCGF26.1-like. Gene Ontology annotation, biological process: regulation of transcription by RNA polymerase II. Bases 260 to 1846 code for a protein of 528 amino acids. The record is from RefSeq and is a predicted model, not a curated record. Gene Ontology annotation, molecular function: RNA polymerase II cis-regulatory region sequence-specific DNA binding; DNA-binding transcription factor activity. NCBI's taxonomy places the organism in Eukaryota, Metazoa, Chordata, Actinopteri, Siluriformes, Clariidae. The transcript is spliced from 3 exons.